Ipomoea nil (Japanese morning glory) is the source of this 790-nucleotide messenger RNA. Its product is annotated as VQ motif-containing protein 25-like. Gene Ontology annotation, cellular component: nucleus. Bases 109 to 429 code for a protein of 106 amino acids. NCBI's taxonomy places the organism in Eukaryota, Viridiplantae, Streptophyta, Magnoliopsida, Solanales, Convolvulaceae. The record is from RefSeq and is a predicted model, not a curated record. The transcript has 2 exons.
AACAUUCAUACAUAUACCAUAGGUUCAUAAUUGAGCCAUUAAUUCAUAUAUGUGUGUUUCCUGUGUAUGUCUCAUUGAUAAUUAAUUUCGAUCAGUCGUCACAAAAAAAUGAGGCCGUCGUCGCAAAAAGCUGCUUCUUCAUCUUCAUCUUCUGAGGUAUCCAUGCACAAGGGCUGGCCACAUGCAACCACCAAGGUGCAGGCGAAGCCGAAGAUACGAAUCGUUCAUUUGAUUCCGCCGGAAGUGAUAAAGACCAGCGUCCAUGAUUUCUGUGAGAUUGUUCAAAGGCUUACUGGGAAACCUGCAGUGGAUGGAGGAAGUAGAGGUAGUAGCUCUAGCAACCGCCGCAGAAGUUGUUGCACCAUGCAGACUAUUGGAGAUCCUCCUAUGUUGCAGAAGGAUUAUUGCAAUAAUGACCCCUCGUGUUAAUUAAUUCAAUCAGGUGGAUUUUCCGGUGGUGGUUGGAUGAAUGAGGUCUCUAUGCAAGAUUUGGCUCAAUUCCCUUUAGAAGUGGAAGACAUAUAAUAGAUUAUGUAUUCUCCAAACAGACAGCAGAUUAGUUCUAUUCUAUGGUAAGAUAUAUAUAUAUAUACAUACAAAUCUCCUCUCCGGCCAAAUGAUCGAUAGAUGUCCAUAUAAUAUGCGCCUUACACCGUUGCCAAUUUUCUCACCAUCGCCAGCUUAAAAACACAUAUGUUCGCACCUCUGUAUCCCUUCCUUCACCUGUGAUCAGAUCUCUGUAGAAGAACUUGUUAUGAAAAGUAUCUUUAUGGAAUUAAUUAAACAAGUC